AGCAAGAGCCCACACUCCCUACACAGCUAAAUAGUGUAAACAAAUCAGCUGCACAGCGCAAAAGAAACACAGCUCGCAAAAUGGAGGAGCAGUCGGACGAUGAGAACUUUGAGCCAAAGACUAAGAAGAUCAAGCGCGAUUGGCUCAACAGCUAUUGCUAUUCAAACAAGGCCAUGGGCAUGAUGAAGAAAAUGGGCUACGAGGAUGACAAGGGUCUGGGUAAGAGCAACCAGGGUCGCCUCGAGCCCGUCAUUGCCGUGCAGCAGGAUGGGCGUCGUGGCUUUGGCCUGAAGCUGAAUACCGACCAUUGGUCGGCGGGAAAAUGGGAUCCGAGUCUGGAGGACCUGGAAAUACCGGAAUCGCUGAUUUGGCUUAAGCAGGAGGGCAACAAUUGUGGCGCCUACACGCUGGAGCAGCUGAUGAUGCAAAUGGUGACCGGCCCGCGCAAGCUCACCAUCGACGACGAGACCCAAUUCUGUGAUCCCGAGAUCUUGAAGCACAUACUUAGUGCAAAAACAGUUUUUGACAGCUUGAACGAUACAGAGAAGCGUCGGGCACGCUCUCGCUGCAAUCCGUUCGAGACGAUUCGCUGCUCCAUCUUUCUGAAUCGUGCCGCUGUCAAGAUGGCCAACAUAGACUCGUUGUGCCAAUACAUGUUCACCGAUCCGCGGGACAAGAAUGGCCAAUCGUUGAUCGGUCCGAACGAGCUGCUCUACUUUGCGGAUAUGUGCGCGGGACCUGGCGGCUUCUCCGAGUACGUGCUCUACCGCAAGUCUUGGGAGGCGCGCGGUUUUGGGUUCACGCUGCGCGGCUCGAAUGACUUCAAGCUGGAAAAGUUUUUCGCCGCCUCGCCGGAGUCGUUUGACACAUUCUACGGCGUAAAGGACGACGGCGACAUAUUCAACACAAGCAAUCAGAACUCCCUGAACGACUACAUACGCAAGCACACACCGCAAGGCGUCCACUUCGCCAUGGCCGACGGCGGCUUCUCGGUGGAGGGGCAGGAGAACAUCCAGGAGAUCCUCUCCAAGCAGCUAUAUCUCUGUCAAUUCAAUACGGCCCUGAAGAUCUUGCGCGUCGGCGGCAGCUUUGUGUGCAAGCUGUUCGACCUGUUCACGCCAUUCAGCGUCAGCCUCGUCUACCUGAUGUAUAAGUGCUUCCAGCAGAUAGCCAUACUUAAGCCGAACAGCAGCCGUCCGGCCAACUCGGAGCGCUACAUCAUUUGCAAGUACAAGCUGCCGGACACGGAGGCCAUCAUUAGCUACCUGGACCACGUGAAUGAGGUGCUGAAUGUGGCGAACGGACAGAAGCACCAGGAGGAUAUUGUGGACGUGGUUGAGCUGUUCAAUCACAACGAGAUGGUGCAGGACGUGCACUUCAUGGAGUACAUUAUUGAUUCGAACAAUGUCAUUGGCAGGAAGCAGAUCGUCGGGCUGCGCAAGAUAGCGGCAUUUGCACAGAACCCGGAGCUAAAGGAGGCCCGCCAGUCGGAGGUGCGCCAGGAGUGCCUCAAGUGCUGGGGACUGCCCGACAAGCUGCGCCAGGCGCCGGAGGUGAAGCCGACGGAGCGCCUGCUCGAGGAGCUGCUUUGCGACUGGGCCUUCGAUCGCAAGUGGAUGAACAUGCCAGCCAACGAGCUGAAGUCCGAGAGGCAGCUGCACAGCGAGAAGCUGAACGUGAACGACUGGCACUUCAUGCCCAUUGGACGCGGCGAGAACAACAUCAACGGCUGCACCCUCUUCCUGUGCAAGUCGCGCGGCAACCUGUGGCGCUACACGGACCACCGCAAGUGGGAGCAGGUCGAGUCCACCUUCAAUAUCCAGCCACGCACCGUAUUCUUCGGCGAGAUCGCGUUCGAGUACACCGGCGAGGCGCGCACUUCGCAGAGCGUCUCGGCGCUCCACAUCAUGGAUGCCAUCUGCUUGGGCGGCAUCGAUAUACGGCGGCGCCCGUUCCUCGAGCGCGUCAGCAUGUGUGAGAAGUUUGCGCGCAGCUUGAACAAGCCGUACAAGCAGGAGCGUACGUGCGGCACCAUCCGUUGCAAGCCGCUCUUCCGGCUCCAGGACAUGGAUAAAUUCUUCGGCCAGAUGCGUCCGUACACGCUCAAGGACAACUCGCAGCGCCUGGGCUUCAUGUUCGACGAUCACAAGUUCUUCGUGCCCGGCGGCGUCCUCCUCUUCUGCGAACUGACGGUCAGCUAUGUGACCGCCUAUUCGCGGUCUCACCAUCAGAUAUACUACUUCAAUACCAGCACGAACGAGUCGCUGUUCAAGGACCAAAUCAAUCCUUCGCGCCUUAAUGAGAUCUUUUCGUCGUUCCGCCACAGCUACAUGAGGCGCAAACUCUGGAAGUGGACCAGCACACUGCAGGUGGACCCAUGCGCCACCGAAGAGCAUCCAAAUAUUCUGUAUCGCAGCAAUUUCGAGCAGUUCAUCCGUAAGAAGCUAAUGCCACCCCACCACAAUUCCAAUCCUAAUGCUAAUGCCAAUCCCAACACUAAUCCUAAUGCCAAUGAAAAUCACAGUCAACUUAGAAGCUAAGCUCGGAUUUCGUGGAGUGAAUUCGAUUUUAAAAGAUUUUUAUUCAUCUU
Molecule: messenger RNA, 2590 nt
Organism: Drosophila arizonae
Lineage: Eukaryota; Metazoa; Arthropoda; Insecta; Diptera; Drosophilidae
Gene: Cmtr1
Product: Cap methyltransferase 1
Biological process (GO): methylation; 7-methylguanosine mRNA capping
Cellular component (GO): cytoplasm; nucleus
Molecular function (GO): nucleic acid binding; methyltransferase cap1 activity
Source: RefSeq, a predicted model, not a curated record